This is a messenger RNA of Chlorocebus sabaeus (green monkey), 1007 nucleotides long. RefSeq names its product profilin family member 4 (gene PFN4). Gene Ontology annotation, molecular function: actin monomer binding. Gene Ontology annotation, cellular component: cell cortex. Lineage: Eukaryota; Metazoa; Chordata; Mammalia; Primates; Cercopithecidae. The record is from RefSeq and is a predicted model, not a curated record.
AUGUUUGUUUUUAAAUCCCAGAUGAUCCUGAUGUAAACCAUUGACAUAGCCAGAAAAUCAUGAGGCUGUGAUUUUCCAAACUCAGCUUCAUAACCUACUCUGUAGUUGAGGGAACAUGAGCCAUUUGCAGAGCUUAUUGUUAGACACCCUCUUGGGAACCAAGCAUGUGGACAGUGCAGCCCUCAUCAAAAUCCAGGAGCGGAGCCUGUGUGUAGCAUCACCAGGUUUUAAUGUAAUGCCCAGUGAUGUCCGAACACUGGUGAAUGGAUUUGCCAAGAACCCUUUGCAAACCCGAAGAGAAGGAUUGUAUUUCAAGGAAAAGGAUUACAGAUGUGUCCGGGCAGAUGAAUAUUCUCUUUAUGCCAAAAAUGAGAACGCUGGUGUGGUUGUCGUGAAGACCCAUCUGUAUCUUCUGGUGGCAACUUAUACUGAGGGCAUGUAUCCUAGUGUCUGUGUGGAAGCCACAGAGAGCCUGGGAGACUACCUAAGAAAAAAAGGAAGUUAAGUCAUCAGAGGCCCAUGAAAGACACUUUUAUUGUUUUAGAAGAAAAUUGGGGAGCCUAAAGAAAAAAUAUUUUAUGGCUGAAAAAACACUAGAUAGAAGCCACUAAAAAAGAAGAAUGAAUUAAGGGAGCAAUUUUUAUUACUUCAAGAGAUCCUCUUCUUUCAUUGGAAUUACUUGAUCAACUGUUUUUUUUUUAAUGAGUGUUGGUCAUUGGCAUGGAAUGUGAGAGCACUGAUCAUUUCACAGAGCAUAUCUAUUGGGAGUCUCCUUUCUGCGAGGCUCUUAUACUCCUACACACCUUGCUAAGUAUGCCAAGAAUGCAAGGCUCUCACCACUCUUUAUCCAGGACAUUUCUCAGGGUUAGGUUGCAGCAAGCAACCUUGAAACACGAAGGGAUGUCUCCCAUCAGGACAAAGAGCAAGCUUGCUUACUGUUUGCUAUAAAAGCAGUGGAGUCCCUGAGCUCAGUGUCCCCCUCCUGAAAUACAACUCCCUGCAUGUGU